UGAAUAUGUGCCUAAAUAUAACCAUUCAACUAUUAUUUCAUGUAGUUAGGAAUAUUUUUUUAAUACAAUUCUCAAAUUUAUAAUGUAUAGUGUUAUAAUUUACAAUAGUUAUUUGCGUUGAUAGAGAAAUCUAUUGUUUGUGCCAUUUUAUAGCAUUGCGCCUUGUAAACGAAGGUCUUUUAUACAAAUUGGAUUAGAUUACUUAUUAUUUGUUUAUUUGCCUAAUCGCAACUUAGUUGUUGACUCAUCCGUCCAGUACACUCUUGACUGCCGAGCUGAACUGAAGAAACAUUUUUACUUGCUCAAACAAAACAAUUAGAUAAAUAAUUUAAAUAAAAUUCAUUUUAAUUUAAUUUUAAUUUAAUUUUAAACUGAAAUUUAUGUAACAAUGUGUCAAUUAACGAUUUUGGAUUUGAACGAAGACUGCCUUAGAUAUAUAUGUAAAAACUUGUUACUCGUCGAUCAGUUGCGGUUUGCGGCUACAUCAAAAUACAUUUUUAACGUGGUGCAAAUGUGUUCUGCAUUAAAGUACAAGGAAUUUAAAUUGGAGCAAUUGAUGGGCCUAACAUUUGAUGAAAUAUGCAUAUUUUUAAAUACAUUUGGUGCUUAUAUUGAAAGCUUAAGCUACUUUGAUAUUGCCUUUGAUUUAAAGCAAAUUUUAGAGGCUUGCAAAAAUAUCAAAUAUCUUUAUUUCGAUUCAAUUGAGAUUUCCUCCAAACUAACAUCCGUUCUUGAUACUCUUCAUCAUCAUAAAUAUUUACAGAAACUUGUCUGUGAGAAUUGUACCUUAGAAGAUGAAGAUAUUAUAUUACUGGGAAAAUUGACUACGCUUAAGUGUCUCAACUUAAGAAGAAAUAGACGUUUAACUGGAAAAUAUUUGAAUGAAAUGGUGAAUGUGGAAGAGCUUAAUCUCAGUUACUGUAUGAACUUACAAUCAGUACAUUUUGUGAACGUAUGUAAGGCAUUGAAAUCACUAAAAAAACUAAAUGUUGAAAUGUGUACACGUCUGACGACUUCUGCAUUUAAUGAGAUGGUAGAAUAUUGUCCGAAUCUGGAGAAUCUGUGUAUUAGCAUACAAUAUAAUAUCAAUAACAAAAGUGUUGCUCAGUUGCCCAAACUGACGCAUUUGACUAUUAUUUCCGCACACACUUUUCCAGAUGCCGUUGGACGCGAACCACUCUUCAUUGCACUAUCAAAGUAUAAAACAGAACAGUUAACGCAUUUAUACAUAGAAGUUGGUGGAUUUAUUAACUAUGAGGCAGCGAAAUGUAUAUCUUCCUUGAGAGGUUUGAAAUUACUUUCGUGCAUAAUAUGUGAUAUCAGUGACGAAUGUCUGCGUGAACUAUGCACUUUGGAGAACCUGGAGCAUUUAGUAUUUGUAAAUUCGGAAGCGACAAGUUCUGGCUUAUUUUGCUUACUUAAAACAUUUAAAAAAUUAAAAAUCCUCGAUGUCAGAGUAUGUGUACAAAUCAACAACAGUUUUAUCUUUGAUGUAAUAAAAUUAUUAAGACAAGAGAUGUUGGAGAGAGCUCUUCCCCUUACAAUUCGUUUACACGGUACAAGUGUGAAAGCUGACAUUCUGAAGGAUGCUCGAUUUAAAGAUUCUUCCAAUUUACUUCAAUUAUGUUGGGAGCCGUAACGUAUUUUGAUGUAUAUUUUAUAGUAGAAACAAAAACAAUAAUUCAA
Messenger RNA from Teleopsis dalmanni, 1686 nucleotides. RefSeq lists its product as uncharacterized. Lineage: Eukaryota; Metazoa; Arthropoda; Insecta; Diptera; Diopsidae. Gene Ontology annotation, biological process: SCF-dependent proteasomal ubiquitin-dependent protein catabolic process. The coding region runs from base 389 to 1639 and encodes 416 amino acids. Gene Ontology annotation, cellular component: SCF ubiquitin ligase complex. The record is from RefSeq and is a predicted model, not a curated record. The transcript is spliced from 4 exons.